CCGGCGUCAAUAACCGAUAACGAUAAAUUGCGACCUGCAACUCGGACAAUCAGCAACAGCUGAGGCGCUUAAAACACAUUUUUCUAUUAGAAUUUUUGGCGCAAGGCGCGUUGCUAAAGUAACAGGAACAGACAAAUAACAUGACUAGGAGCAGCAUCGAACUGGGCGAUGUGACGCCCCACAACAUCAAGCAGCUGAAGAAGCUUAACACUGUGGUUUUCCCGGUCUCCUACAACGACAAGUUCUACGUGGAUGUCCUGGAGGCCGGCGAACUGGCCAAAUUGGCCUACUACAACGACAUUGUGGUGGGCGCCGUCUGCUGUCGCAUCGACACCACCGAGAACCAGCGGCGCCUGUAUAUCAUGACCCUGGGAUGCCUCUCCCCGUACCGCCGACUGGGCAUCGGCACAGUCAUGUUCGAGCACAUCAUGAACUUCGCCGAGAAGGACGGAAACUUUGACAGCAUUUUUCUACAUGUGCAAAUCAACAACAACGGAGCCAUCGAGUUCUACAAGAAGUUUGGUUUCGAGAUUGUUGACACCAAGGAGCAAUACUACAAGCGCAUCGAGCCGGCGGACGCUCAUGUACUGCAAAAGGCUCUGCGACGCACUGCACCCAACUCCAACAGCUCCGCCAACAGCACCGCCGCCAACUCAAAUUCCCGUAGUAAAGCACGCCAGUUCACAUUUGUUUAAAGAUGAAUUUCAAUAUGUAUAACAAACUGACAUGUAGAGGCGGCCAAAACGAUGUAUUCAAUUAGUCCGAUCAUAUCUAUGUGUAAUCAAUAAUAAUUACCCCUGCGCGGGAAUAAAUAGCUCUAUACGGCUUGGACAGUCGAAA
This is a messenger RNA of Drosophila teissieri, 840 nucleotides long. RefSeq names its product probable N-acetyltransferase san (gene san). The coding region runs from base 141 to 695 and encodes 184 amino acids. Gene Ontology annotation, molecular function: acyltransferase activity, transferring groups other than amino-acyl groups. NCBI's taxonomy places the organism in Eukaryota, Metazoa, Arthropoda, Insecta, Diptera, Drosophilidae. The record is from RefSeq and is a predicted model, not a curated record. The transcript is spliced from 3 exons. Gene Ontology annotation, biological process: mitotic sister chromatid cohesion. Gene Ontology annotation, cellular component: NatA complex.